UCCUUGCGGGCUGCACAUACACGCAACGCGCAGCUAGGAGGGUCCGUGUCCGUAAGAUACUUUCAUUGUGAAUGUAGUCAACUUAAAUGAUAAAAAUGUUAGGGAUUCAAUUUGCGGUGCUUUGGGCUGGUCUAUUCGUUAUCUGUAGCGGGAAUGUGCCCGAAACAGAUUACGGAUUUUCCUCAAAAGAUGGCGCGUUUUAUACUGACGAUGCAAUUGUGAUUAAUGCCCAUGUAGACCGAUCAAAACGUGACAUAACGAAUUCAACCAGAGACGGAAAACAACUUCUGCUAUUGCAAGCUAGACAGCAAUCAGACGAGGGCGCUUUCGGCGAGGAAUGUGUAUCGACAAUGGGCAAGAAGGGUACAUGCAAAAGUUUCCGGGAUUGUUAUCCACUGUUUAAAGUUGCCGACCUUUCUGGCUGGGAUGGUUGGGUGAUGGGACAUUACGACACGUGUAGCUACAUAAGCGCAGACAACAUGGAGGUUUUUGGUGUAUGCUGUACAGAGCCGGUUGUUACCCCUCCUCAGCAAGAACCGGAUGUGCAAAGAUUAGGAUUAUUGCCGGGUCAACUACCUCCGAUACCUGCCUUCGCAGGUCGUGUUUCUGCAUUGACGGCUCAGUGGCCUUUUGAAGGUAUUAGCGAGGUUCGUCAGAUACCGGCCCAAUGGCCGCCCACACUUCCGCCUCUACCUACCCACCCGCCUGACCACACAGCGCCAACCCAUCCACCUGCAAUGGGUAUCACGAAACCACCACAAGCUCAACCAACACCACCCACUACUACUUGGGGAACAAAGCCGCCCAGUACCACCAAGCCUACAACGAAACAGACAUGGCCUCCAGCAUUCCCAACGCAGCCGAGCAAACCAUCUCAGCCUGCAGUCAGCGGCGCUUGCGGUAUGAAGAAUGGACCAACGGCAUACGGUAGCACAUACGAUGUUCAAGAUGAAGAGCGCAUUGUUGGUGGACAUAACGCAGAGCUAAACGAAUGGCCCUGGAUCGUAGCCCUGUUUAAUGCUGGGCGUCAAUUUUGCGGAGGAUCUAUCAUUGACGACAAACACGUGAUAUCGGCAGCACAUUGCGUAGCUCAUAUGACUUCCUGGGACGUCGCUCGUCUCACUGCCAGACUGGGUGACUACAACAUUCGAACCAACACCGAAACAUCGCACAUCGAACGAAAAAUUAAAAGAGUUGUCAGGCAUCGAGGUUUUGACAUUCGCACAUUGUACAACGACAUUGCGAUCCUGACAUUAGAUCAACCAGUGACAUUUACAAAGAACAUUCGUCCCAUUUGUUUACCGAGCGGCGGUCGGGCUUACGCUGGCCUUGUUGCCACUGUCAUCGGAUGGGGCAGCUUGCGAGAGAGUGGUCCGCAGCCGUCUGUUCUUCAAGAAGUAUCAAUUCCGAUUUGGACUAAUUCUGAAUGUCGACUUAAAUACGGCCCCGCUGCUCCGGGCGGUAUAGUCGAUCACAUGAUUUGCGCUGGAAAAGCUAGUAUGGAUUCCUGCAGUGGUGAUAGUGGCGGGCCACUGAUGGUCAACGAAGGUGGUACGUGGAACCAAGUCGGAAUCGUAUCAUGGGGUAUCGGUUGCGGUAAAGGACAGUACCCAGGUGUGUACACACGCAUCACUGCCUUCCUACCUUGGAUACAGAAGAACUCCAAGUGA
Molecule: messenger RNA, 1670 nt
Organism: Bombyx mandarina (wild silkworm)
Lineage: Eukaryota; Metazoa; Arthropoda; Insecta; Lepidoptera; Bombycidae
Biological process (GO): proteolysis
Molecular function (GO): serine-type endopeptidase activity
Source: RefSeq, a predicted model, not a curated record